Messenger RNA from Phytophthora sojae, 378 nucleotides. RefSeq lists its product as hypothetical. Gene Ontology annotation, cellular component: RNA polymerase I complex. The record is from RefSeq and is a predicted model, not a curated record. NCBI's taxonomy places the organism in Eukaryota, Oomycota, Peronosporomycetes, Peronosporales, Peronosporaceae. Bases 1 to 378 code for a protein of 125 amino acids. Gene Ontology annotation, molecular function: zinc ion binding; DNA-directed RNA polymerase activity; nucleic acid binding. Gene Ontology annotation, biological process: termination of RNA polymerase I transcription; DNA-templated transcription. The transcript has 2 exons.
AUGUCGACCGAGUUCUUCGCCUCGAGCGCCACGUCCACGGGCCCAGCCUUCUGCCCGCACUGCGGCACCAUCCUGGACCACCCGGACACCAACAGCAUUGUGUGCUCCGCCUGCGAGUACCGCUGCCGCUACCAGGACCUGCCGUCGCUGACUGUGGUGACCCGCAGCGAGGAUAAGCCCGCGCCCAAGUGGCUGGACGCCGAGAAGGUCAUGAGCGAGGUGACGGGCCCGGCCCGCGCAACGGUGGAGGAGCCGUGCCCCAAGUGCGGCAACCCGGAGAUGGACUACUACACGCUGCAGCUCCGCUCGGCCGAUGAAGGCCAGACGGUUUUCUACGAGUGUAAGAAGUGUGGCCACAAGUUCUCGGUCAACAACUAA